This is a messenger RNA of Macadamia integrifolia, 5013 nucleotides long. RefSeq lists its product as uncharacterized. Lineage: Eukaryota; Viridiplantae; Streptophyta; Magnoliopsida; Proteales; Proteaceae. The record is from RefSeq and is a predicted model, not a curated record. Gene Ontology annotation, biological process: protein phosphorylation. The coding region runs from base 273 to 4400 and encodes 1375 amino acids. Gene Ontology annotation, molecular function: ATP binding; protein kinase activity. The transcript is spliced from 16 exons.
AUCUUUGGGGAAAUGGACUGAUGCACGAAUGUGAUGUAAAAUUCAUUCUUCUAAAUUUUUUCUCUCUAGACACCGUUUGUUGGAGGUGGGAGGCAAUCUCAUGUGCAUGUUAGAAUUGGUCUAUUUAACUCAUUUCAAAGAUGUGAGGUAACAACAAAUACCUUGGAGCACGCAGUUGGUAAGAUUGUGUUAAAGUGCUUACCAAGUCUUCUACUUUUUCUUGAGCCUAGAUUGAGAAAGUGCAUGGUCGAGGAGGUGGAGAAUUUGGAGAAAUGAUGGAAUCAUCUACUAACAUGACCCCGAGAGCCAGAGUUGUGUCGCUCCUCUUCUUCGUUGCUCCCACUCUGCUGGUCAGCUACAGCAGCUGCGACGAACAAUUUUACAUCUACCAUGUUUGCAAAAACACUACUCUUUUCGCGUCCAAUAGCAGCUACCAUUCCAACCUCAACAUCCUCCUCUCUACCUUUUCCUCCAACUCCAAAAACGCCUAUCGUAAGGCCAUCAUCGGCCAGAGUCCCAAUACCGUUUACGGUCAUUGGUACUGCAGAAUCGACGUCACCCAAGAUGUCUGCCAUGAUUGCCUCAGCACUGCCAUUAGUGACUUUGUCAAGCGCUGCCCCAACAAUAAAGUCGGAAUUAUUUGGUACGAAAGGUGUACGGUGCGCUACUCCAACGAGCCCUUCUUCUCCAAUGUCUCGGAUUCCCCUGCCGUAUACCUUCGGAAUACACUGAACAUCACUGACCCUAAUCGGUUUAAUCAGCUCGUGGGCUAUACCAUGAACGAGGCCGCCAUUACAGCUGCGUCCAAUACUGAGAGAUUCGGCACUCGAGAAACUAAUUUUACGAAAUUUCAGAAGAUAUAUUCUCUGGUGCAGUGCAGUCCUGAUUUAACAGGUGAUGACUGUAAGAGAUGCCUGGUGGGUUCCAUUGCUUUUCUCCCCAGUUGUUGUAGCGGCAAGCAAGGAGGUAGGGUUCUUAAUCCAAGCUGUAACGUCAGGUUUGAAGUUUACCCUUUCUAUCGAAUUACAGCUUCAGCACCGGCUCCUUCGCCGCCUCCGAAUAAACCGUCUCCUUCGCCUACUAUUGUUUCUUCAUGGCCUCUAAGAAACAGAACUACCUUUCCUGAAAAACAAGGAAGUUCGUACAGAAAAACUGUUGCCAUUAUUGUGCCGGUUGCAGUGGCAGGGGUGAUUAUUUUAUCUAUUCUCUUUUAUUAUCUGCUAAUUCGGAAGAAAAAGCAACACCCGUCAGAGGAGAAUGGUGAGAGCACAAUUAUAACUGCGGAGUCAUUGCAAUUUGAUUUCAACAUGGUCCUUGUUGCCACGGAAAACUUCGCCAACAUCAAUAAGAUCGGUGAAGGGGGAUUUGGUGGCGUUUACAAGGGUAAACUUCUUAAUGGACAUGAAAUUGCUGUCAAGAGACUCUCCAAAAGCUCAAGGCAAGGUGCUGAAGAGUUCAAGAAUGAGGUUGUUUUAGUGGCAAAGCUUCAACACUGCAAUCUGAUUAGACUAUUAGGAUUUUGUUUGGAGGGAGAAGAAAAGAUCCUGAUCUAUGAGUUUGCACACAACAAAAGCCUUGAUUACUUCUUAUUUGAUCCAGAGAAAAGCAUGCAGUUAGAUUGGCAGAGACGCUACAAGAUCAUAGAAGGGAUUGUUCGAGGGCUUCUUUAUCUUCAUGAAGAUUCCCGCCCUCGAAUUAUUCAUAGGGAUCUUAAAGCAAGUAAUAUCUUGUUAGAUAUGGAAAUGAAUCCCAAGAUAUCAGACUUUGGGAUGGCAAGAAUUUUUGGCGUGGGUCAAACUCAAGCAAAUACAAACAGAAUAGUCGGGACCUAUGGUUAUAUGUCUCCGGAGUAUGCAAUGCAUGGGCAGUUCUCUAUCAAAUCAGAUGUUUUCAGCUUUGGUGUAUUAGUUUUGGAGAUUAUAAGUGGAAAGAAGAACAACAGUUUCUAUCAAAUAGACUACGUUGAGACCCUUAUAAGCUAUGCAUGGAGACAUUGGAAUGCAGGAACAGCCUUUGAGUUGAUUGAUCCAAUCUUGAAAGGAAAUUGCUCAAGAAGUGAAGUGACGAGAUGCAUUCAUAUUGGGUUAUUGUGUGUUCAGGAAAACGUAGCUGACAGACCCACCAUGGCAAACAUAAUCCUUAUGUUGGGCAGCUAUUUAAUUACUCCACCAUCACCUUCAAAACCAGCAUUUUUUGUUGGAAACAGAAUAGAAUCAGAGUCGCAUAUAGAAGGGGGGAAAAUUCAAGAAGCCGAAUUAGAAAAACAAGGAAGCUCGUCUAGAAAAAUUGUUUCCAUUGCUAUGCUAGUUGCUGCCGCAGGAGUGAUUCUUUUCUCUAUUCUCUUGUAUUGUUUACUAAUCCGGAAGAAAAAGGAGAACCCUGGUUGCAAGUCUCCGGAGUAUGCAUUGCAUGGGCAGUUCUCAGUGAAAUCAGAUGUUUUCAGCUUUGGUGUAUCAGUUUUGGAGACGGUAUAUGGAAAGAAGAGCAGUAGUUUCUAUCAAACAGACAAUACUGAGGACCUUAUAAGCUAUGCAUGGAAACAUUGGAAUACAGGAACAACCUUUGAGUUUAUUGAUCCAAUCCUGAAUGAAAAUUGUUCAAGAAACGAAGUGAUGAGAUGCAUUCAUAUUGGGUUAUUAAUCUGUCUCCUCUCUGCCCUAUUCUUCUUCUUGAGCUCUGAGAUUGAGAGAGUGAUGGAACCAUGUACCAAUAAGACCCCAAGAGCCACAACCGUGCUGCUCUUCUUCUUCGUUGCUCUCUCCUUCCUUGUCAGCUACAGCAGCUGCGCAGACAAAUCUUACAUCUCCCAUUUUUGCGACAACACUACUCUGUUCGUAAACCACAGUAGCUACCAAUCUAACCUCAAUAUCCUCCUCUCUUCUCUUUCCUCUAAUGCCACUUCCAAUUCCAACAACGGCUAUCGUAACGCUAGCAUCGGCCAGAGUCCCAAUACCGUUUACGGCCACUACUUCUGCAGAGGCGAUGCCACCCACGACGUCUUUCGUGAUUGCGUCAAAGCCGCCGCAACUGAUAUUUUCCAGCGCUGCACCAACUGCAAAAUUGGAUACAUUUGGUACGACAUUUUUACUCUCCGCUACUCCAGCCAGAACUUCUUCUCCACUGUCAUCGAUGUCCCUGUCUUCUCCUUGUGGAAUGAACAGAGCGUCUCUGACGUGAUUCUCUUUAAUCAGCUAUUGGCUGAAACCAUGAAAGAGGCCGCCACCACGGCUGUCUCCGAUUCUGAGAGAUUUGGCACUCGGGAUGCUAAUUUUUCGCAGUUUCAGAAGUUUUAUUGCCUGGCACAGUGCAGCCCUGAUAUAUCAGGGAGCGACUGUAACAGAUGUCUUAUGGAAACCAUUGCUUUUCUCCCCAGUUGCUGUAGCGGAAAGCAAGGUGGAAGGGUUCUUAGUCCGUGCUGUAACAUCAGGUUUGAGAUGUUCCCUUUCUAUCGAGUCACAGAAUCAGUUCCUUCACCUCAUCUUUUUGUUUCUGGGCCGCCGACGAGCAACAGAACUACCUCUCCUGCUCCUGAGAAACAAGGAAGCUCGUCUAGCAAAUUUGUUGUGAUUGUGGUGCCAAUUGCUGCUGCAGGAGUAAUUAUUUUCUGCAUUCUCUGUUUUCUAAUCCAGAAGAAAAAGAAGGGCCUGUCAAAGGACAAUGACGAAAUCAAAAUUAGAAGUGUAGCGUCACUGCAAUUUGAGUUCAGUACGGUCCUUGCAGCCACAAAGAACUUUGCAGAGGUCAAUAAAAUUGGUGAAGGAGGGUUUGGUUCCGUAUACAAGGGUAAACUUCCCAAAGGACAAGAAAUCACUGUCAAGAGGCUCUCAAAACACUCAGAGCAAGGUGCAGAAGAAUUCAAGAAUGAGGUUAUGUUAGUUUCUAAGAUUCAACACCAAAAUCUUGUUAGUCUAUUGGGAUUUUGCUUGGAGGGAGAAGAAAAGAUCCUAAUCUAUGAGUUUGUACCCAACAAAAGCCUCAAUUACUUCCUAUUUGAUCCUGAGAAAUGCAAGCAGUUAGAUUGGGAAAGACGUUUCAACAUUGUAGGAGGGAUUGCUCGAGGGCUUCUUUAUCUUCAUAAAGAUUCCCACCUUCGUAUUAUUCAUAGGGAUCUUAAAGCCAGCAAUAUCUUGUUAGAUGAAGAAAUGAAUGCCAAGAUCUCAGACUUUGGGAUGGCAAGAAUAUUUGGCAUGGACCAAACUCAGGCCAAUACAAACAGAAUAGUUGGGACUUAUGGUUACAUGGCUCCGGAGUAUGUAAUGUAUGGGAAGUUCUCAGUCAAAUCAGACGUAUUCAGCUUUGGUGUAUUAGUUUUGGAGAUUGUAAGUGGAAAGAAGAACAGUAGUUUCCAUCCAACAGAUCUUGAUGAGGACCUUAUAAACCAUGUAAGUCUUUUUCCUUAAUUACUGUAUGUUGCUCAUAUCAUUGCUAGGUCCUUCAAUUUACCUUAGAGCUUAGGUACCUAAUGACUUGUAUGGUUCAACUGUUGGAGGCAUGGAGACAUUGGAAAGCAGGAACAAUCUCAGACAUAAUUGAUCCAAACCUGAGAGAAAAUUGUUCAGGAACUGAAAUGAUGAGAUGCGUUCAAAUGGGGUUAUUGUGUGUUCAGGAAGAUGUAGCUGACAGACCCACUAUGACGAACAUAGUCCUUAUGUUGAGCAGAUUAAAAGUUAUUCUUCCAUUACCCUCACAACCAGCCUUUUUUUUGCGUAGUAAAAUGGUAUCCGAAUCAGAACAAUCUAAAAGCAGGUCGACAGCAAUAUCCUUCAAUGAAAUGUCAGUCAGUGAGUUAGAACCCAGAUAAUGUGAGUGGAUGAAGGGUAAUGGACAAUAAGGGUAUGAUGUGGUUGGGUUUGUGCAACAUUUUAUUAUGCCUUGAAUGAAAAUAAUCCAUUCAUUGAAGGAAGUGAAUAGAAUUCAUAUAUUCAUCAAAGCAAGAAACAUAGUAGUGUUGGUGACAAGCAAAGAAAUGGUUGAUAAUCUGCAGGACUAAUCAGACCGAAGGCCUGGAUAACC